AUGUCAUAUGAAAAUUAUGAGAGAGAUUCAUCAGUGUAUUCGGAACCUACAGAGUCCGAAUAUGACCCCAAUGACGAAAGGUGGGAUGAUUGGGAAGAAGAAUGUAUUCAUUCAGAUUUAAAAUGUUUAUUUUGCGAGAAUCUUUAUUCGUCUGCAAAUGAUCUUUUUGUUCACUGUACAAAUGAACAUGGGUUUGAUUUUAUCAAGACCCGUGCAGAGCUAAAAUUAGACUUUUAUCAGUGCAUAAGGCUUAUAAAUUACAUACGGCAACAGGUGUUGGACAACCACAAACUGGCCAAUUGUAGGUCCUUUUCGAUUAGCGAGUCAACCACGUUUUUGGAUAAUGACAAAUAUCUUAAACCAAUAUUAGAUGAUGACCCAUUAUUAUAUGUAUUUGAGAGUACAGAAAACGACGACUUUUCUGACGAUGAUGACCCGAAUGAAAACAUCAACACGAUCAAUGACUCUUCAACAACCAGAUUAAAAGAAUUUAAUCCUACGACGCCGUUAGAACACGAACUGCUAAAUCAUCUGAGAAUAACUGAACAACGACUUCAUGACACGGAAGCUCAACUGCGCAAGAUGACUAACCAAGUAAUGGAAUAUCGCGAAAUGUUCAGGCAACAGUUUGUCGAUACUGUUGACCAUACACCCAAUUUCGAAGAAAUUUUUGCCGAUGCUGACACAUAA
Messenger RNA from Paraglomus occultum, 690 nucleotides. NCBI's taxonomy places the organism in Eukaryota, Fungi, Glomeromycota, Glomeromycetes, Paraglomerales, Paraglomeraceae. The record is from the annotation of a GenBank genome assembly.